This is a messenger RNA of Sorghum bicolor (sorghum), 1606 nucleotides long. Its product is annotated as annexin D5. Gene Ontology annotation, cellular component: cytoplasm. The transcript has a single exon. The record is from RefSeq and is a predicted model, not a curated record. NCBI's taxonomy places the organism in Eukaryota, Viridiplantae, Streptophyta, Magnoliopsida, Poales, Poaceae. Bases 380 to 1342 code for a protein of 320 amino acids. Gene Ontology annotation, molecular function: calcium-dependent phospholipid binding; calcium ion binding.
CAUGCAUGGCUGGUGGCUGCAUGGCCCGGAGAAGAGAUGCUCUGGAUAAGUAGGCAUCCCUCCAUUGUCCAAAUUUUUAGUAUUUUCUUCCGGCAUCCCAGCCGAUCGGCGACUGAUACCGUGAUAGUGGCGUGGGCGCCCACCGCCCGCGUCGAUCGGACGCGGUCGUCCAUCCCACGGCCACCAUCGUCGCCGGAAUCUCCCCCUCGCGGCAUCUCUCUCGCCCGCCCGCCCGCUUUAAAAUCCCCGUGCGCGAGGAAGAAGGGUCAUCAUCAUCAUCAUCGUCACUCCACUCACCACCGGAGACGGCUUCCUGUGCUUCCCCCGCCGCGUGCGGCAGAGCUCGAGCAACUAGACACCAGCAGCGUCCAGCAGCUUGAUGGCGAGCCUGACGGUGCCGCCGGUGCCGACGUGGCCACGGCAGGACGCGAUCGACCUCCACAAGGCGUUCCGCGGGUUCGGCUGCGACAGCACGACGGUGAUCAGCAUCCUGGCGCACCGCGACGCGGCGCAGCGCGCGGCGAUCGCCCAGGAGUACCGCGCCGUGUUCAACCAGGACCUCGCCCGCCGUCUCGCGUCGGAGCUCAGCGGCAACCACAAGCGCGCCAUGCUGCUGUGGGUCCUGGACCCGGCGACGCGCGACGCCACCGUCCUGAAGCAGGCCCUGACGGGCGACGUCACCGACCUGCGCGCCGCCACGGAGGUGGUCUGCUCGCGGACGCCGUCGCAGCUGGCGGUGGUGCGGCACGCGUACCGCGCCAGGUUCGGCUGCCACCUCGAGCACGACGUGACGGAGCGGACCUCCGGCGACCACCAGCGGCUCCUGCUCGCGUACCUGGCCGUCCCGCGCGCCGAGGGCGGCGCGGUGGUGGUGGACGCGUCGACGGUGGCGCUGGACGCGCGCGACCUCUACAAGGCCGGCGAGCGGCGGCUGGGCACGGACGAGCGCGCCUUCAUCCGCGUCUUCAGCGAGCGGAGCUGGCCGCACAUGGCGGCGGUGGCGCGCGCGUACCACCACAUGUACGACCGGUCCCUGGAGAGCGCCGUCAAGAGCGAGACGUCGGGUAACUUCGGCUUCGGCCUCCUCACCGUGCUCCGGUGCGCCGACAGCCCCGCCAGGUACUUCGCCGGGGUGCUGCACAAGGCCAUGAAAGGGCUGGGCACCUCGGACUCGACGCUCAUCAGGGUCGUCGUCACCAGGGCCGAGAUCGACAUGCAGUACAUCAAGGCGGAGUAUCACCGGAUGUACAAGCGCUCGCUCGCCGACGCCAUCCACGCCGAGACGUCCGGCAACUACCGAACCUUCCUCCUCUCCCUCGUCGGCCGCGACCGAACCUACUGAAUGAAUUACUCUACUGACGACGACGACGGCUGCUGCUUCGUGCAGACUCUGGAGCCAUUGCCACCCGCCAUCGGUGUGUAGCUGCUGCUUUUUAAAGCGUUGUGUGCUUCCUAUAUUCAUGUUAGGAACUCCAUGGAAAGGUUCCUUGUAAAUACUCAUGUGUACUUGUAUUCUUGGAAUGGUGUACUGGUUGCAUUGACAACUCAAAACCUUCCAGUAUGUGUAUGUCCUCAGUAACAAAGACAAUGAAAUUAUUAUUGUUCA